Messenger RNA from Aethina tumida (small hive beetle), 763 nucleotides. RefSeq names its product cuticle protein 16.5-like. The transcript has 2 exons. Bases 30 to 713 code for a protein of 227 amino acids. The record is from RefSeq and is a predicted model, not a curated record. Lineage: Eukaryota; Metazoa; Arthropoda; Insecta; Coleoptera; Nitidulidae.
CACAAGAACCACCAACAACCAACAACAUUAUGGCAGCUAAGAUCAUCAUUUUGUGCGCCGCUCUGGCUUACGUCAACGCCGGUCUUUUGAGCGCUCCAGCUCUCUCCUACGGAGCCCCAGCUAUUUCCACCUAUGCCGCCCCCGCCAUUAAAGUAGCCGCUCCAGCUCUUUCAUACUCCACUCCAGCAAUCUCCACUUACGCCGCCACCCCAGCUGUAACCAAGAUCUCUUCCGUUGCCACUUCUUCUGUCCAUCCAGCUCCUGCAUUGAACAUUGGUGCUCCAGCUAUUUCCACCUAUGCUGCCCCGGCUGUUUCUUACUCCGCUCCAGCCAUCUCUACUUACGCUGCUGCACCAGCUCUCAAAGUAGCCGCUCCAGCUUUGUCUUAUUCUGCUCCAGCCAUAUCUACCUAUGCUGCUGCACCAGCUCUGUCUUACUCCGCACCAGCCAUCUCUACCUACGCCGCCGCUCCGGCUCUUUCAUACUCAGCCCCAGCUAUCUCUACCUACGCUGCUGCUCCAGCUCUCUCUACCUACGCUGCUGCUCCAGCUCUCUCCACCUAUGCUGCUGCUCCAGCUCUCUCCACCUAUGCUGCUGCCCCAGCUCUCUCCACCUAUGCUGCUGCUCCAGCGCUCUCCACCUAUGCUGCUCCAGCAUUGAAAGUAACAUCUCCAGUUGCUUCUCUUGGAUACGCCGCCAACUACGGAUGGUAAAUCCUCUGAUUGUUAUAAUUUUGUUGUAAAUAUUAUUAUUUAUUAAUAAA